This is a messenger RNA of Neoarius graeffei (lesser salmon catfish), 5649 nucleotides long. It is a transcript of the gene col27a1b, whose product is annotated as collagen, type XXVII, alpha 1b. Gene Ontology annotation, molecular function: extracellular matrix structural constituent. Lineage: Eukaryota; Metazoa; Chordata; Actinopteri; Siluriformes; Ariidae. The record is from RefSeq and is a predicted model, not a curated record. The coding region runs from base 226 to 5301 and encodes 1691 amino acids. The transcript is spliced from 61 exons.
CUUUCUUUCCCAUGGAGUCCUUUAUAGUGAAGGAAAAAUCUCGCCUCGGUACCCAGGAGGGAGGACGGUCUGUAGUCGCGAACUAAUACACUUCUACACUUUUCUUUUAAAUUGAGAGCCUCGUCGAGAACUUAAGGGAUAUCUUCUGGGCAUGGAAAUGCUUGCCACAAAGCUGUCAUGUCUUGGCUGUAGUCAACCCUUUCAAAAAAGAAUGAAGUAACCGCAAUGGAGCCGGAAAAUGCCCCGCACUCCAAACUUAGACAGGCUGGAGUCGGGGGGAGAAUCUUAUUUCUCUGCACAGUCCUCUACUGUACUUGCUGUCUAGGGUUGGCCCAGGGGCAGCCUGAAGAUGUGGAUAUCCUCCAAAAGCUGGGCCUGGCGGGAAAAAGACCUUCAUCAGGGACACGAUCCAUUCUGUCAGGAGUCAUUCCCUUCAAGUCAGGAGUUAUCCUCACCCAGCGGGUACGAAUCGAAGUGCCUGUGGUCUCCGUGGUGCCAGUCCCAUUGAACACGGAGUUCUCCCUGAUCUUUAGCAUCUGUUCACAUCGCAUCAAUAAUGCUUUCCUCUUCACCAUUGUGUCAAAGAGGAAGAGACUACAGCUGGGGGUGCAGUUCAUCCCUGGGAAAAUUGUAGUGUACGUUGGCCAAAAGAACUCUGUAUAUUUUGAUUAUGACAUUCAUAAUGGCCAGUGGCACAACCUGGCUUUGGGCAUCCAACCCCAAAGGGUCACUUUAUAUACUUCUUGUGGGAAGACAAGUGUACAUGCAAAUUUGCAUUUUAAAAAUGAGGAAACUCUGGAUCCAGAAGGCUCCUUUCUUUUAGGCAAAAUGAGCCAGAACUCAGUGCAGUUCGAAGGAGCCAUCUGCCAGUUUGAUAUCCAUCCUUCUGCCAAGGCAGCUCACAAUUAUUGUAAGUACAUUAAAAAACAAUGCAGGGAAGCUGACACCUAUCGAGCAAACCUACCGCCACUUUUACCGCUGCUGCACCUGGAUCCCAAUAUCUCUGUCACUCUCCGGACCCCGAUGACCAUAACUGAGCUCAUAAACAAAGGUUUUACUCCCAGUCUGUCACAGGAUAAAACAAGGAUUAAUGCUGAAAUCUCAGGAGGACGUAAUAUGUCCAUUAAAAUGACAUCCCAGUAUGGUUCUUUGUCUCUGCCUGUGCAUGGAACAGUGCCUCCAAGGGUGCCCAGACCAACUCUGCAGAUUCCCACACAGGCCAAAAUACCAACUGUCACCCCCCUCCUUAGUAGCAGGGCAUCUCCAACAUUCCCCAAGCCCACCCAGCAGAGCAGUCCCCAAAAGGGGCUAACUAUAAAACGACAUAAAUCAAAAGAUAACUACAUGCCUGUGACAGCAAAGCCAACCAGAAGGAAGUUAGAAAGCGUUCAACCUUCAGCAGUGACCAAACCUUCCAUUGUUUUGACAAACUCAAAAAAGCAGCUGACUACUAUAGCAGUGAAGAGAUCUGUUCCAGAGUUGACCACCUUUCAGUACUCCAAGCACAACUCUUUUGUACCUGUCACCCCUGCAGCCACAGAUGGUCUUCAAACAUUUGACCUGGAACCAACAUACUUUUCCCUCCUGGUUGGACCACCUGGGCAAAAAGGAGAGCCAGGACCACUGGGCCCGCCAGGAGAGCCUGGGAAAACAGGAUUACCAGGGAAAAGAGGGCCUCGGGGUCCUCCAGGUCCACAUGGAAACCCCGGACAGCCAGGGCCUAAAGGACUCAAGGGAAGAAAGGGAGACCCUGGACUCUCCCCUGGCAGAGAGCCAAAUGGAGAAAAAGGGGGCCCUGGAAUAUUGGGGCCACCUGGACUACCUGGUCAAGCAGGUCGAAAGGGACAAAAAGGUCAUCCUGGUCCACCUGGCCAUCCUGGAGAGCCUGGGGCACAAGGGCCAGAUGGAAACCUGGGUGCCAAAGGUUAUCCUGGCAGGCAGGGGUUGCCUGGACCAAUAGGAAAUCCAGGACCAAAAGGAACUCGGGGCUUCAUUGGAAUCCCAGGGCUCUUUGGUCUCCCAGGACCUGAUGGAGAAAGAGGUAUUCCUGGUGUUCCUGGGAAGAAGGGCAAGAUGGGUAGGCCGGGUUUUACUGGGGAUUUUGGUGAGCGAGGACCACCAGGGCCUGAUGGAAAUCCAGGAGAACUGGGUCUACCUGGUCCUAAUGGAGUACCUGGUCUUAUUGGGGACAUGGGACCUCUUGGAAUCAUGGGUCUUCCAGGGCCUGAUGGACCCAAGGGGGUAUCAGGGAAUCCAGGAGAGCCAGGACUGAAAGGUGAUAAGGGGGAAAUCGGAUUGCCAGGAGAGCCUGGAGAGCCUGGAUUCCAAGGUGACAAGGGUAUUCAAGGUUUGCCUGGAAUGCCAGGCAUCCGAGGGAGGCCAGGGCCACAGGGGAAACCUGGAGAUCAUGGACCAGAUGGUUUGCCCGGCCCUCUAGGCCCAGAGGGAUUUCCAGGUGAUAUUGGACCACCAGGACAGAACGGCCCACAAGGCCCAAAGGGGAAGUCAGGAGCAAGGGGCAUACCUGGUCCAAGAGGAGCAGCUGGACUUGAGGGUGAUGAAGGACCAGUUGGACCAGCCGGGCCUCCAGGACUGGAGGGUAGGCCUGGGAGAAGGGGAUUCUCAGGAAAACCAGGAGCAGAUGGGCCCCAGGGCGAGUCUGGAAUAACUGGAAAUGUUGGGAUGCUUGGUGAGAGGGGGCUUAAGGGGUUUAUAGGGCCUCCCGGUGAGACUGGCCUUCCUGGAGAGAAGGGAGAUCGAGGAGAGACUGGUCAGCCAGGGCCACCUGGAGAAAAUGGAGCGAUGGGGCACACAGGAACACCAGGUGAGAGAGGAGCACCUGGACCACCAGGAAUGCCUGGCCCUGCUGGUUCUAGAGGUCUCAGUGGCACUAGAGGACCUAAAGGGAGAAGGGGGCCAAGGGGGCCUGAAGGACCACCUGGGGAGAAUGGACCAGUGGGGCGCAAGGGUCUGGAUGGUCCACCAGGGAAAUUGGGUUUAACAGGCCAGAAGGGAAAAAUGGGUGAACCAGGGGAAGCUGGACCACCGGGAUUCCCAGGUAUCCAAGGACACUCCGGAAUACCAGGAGCAAAGGGAAUCCCAGGAAUGCCUGGACCUUCAGGGCCACCAGGAACAAUAGGCCCUUUGGGAGAGAUUGGCUUGAUGGGCCUACCUGGAAAAGUCGGGGAAGUGGGCUUACCUGGAGAACCUGGGGAGAAGGGAGCUGUUGGGCCUCCUGGGAACAUCGGUGAACCUGGCUUAAUUGGAAUAAGAGGCGAGCACGGGCUCAGCGGAGAAGCCGGGCAGAGCGGCCCUGAUGGAGCCAAGGGCGAAAAGGGGGACAUGGGAGUAGACGGUGAGCAAGGAGAAAAAGGAGAGAUGGGUCUGAAAGGAAAGGAGGGGCCACCUGGAGAUCCUGGCCUAGUUGGCGUCAGAGGUCCUGAAGGCAAACCUGGCAAAAUCGGUGAAAGAGGAAAACCAGGAGAGAAGGGUAGCAAAGGUCACCAGGGUCACCUUGGCGAGACUGGACCAAUUGGUGAGCGUGGUCCCGUGGGUUUCCCCGGGCCAAAAGGAAACAGAGGAACCAUCGGAUUUGUGGGUGCACCAGGAAGAAUGGGCCUACAAGGAAAUCCAGGCCUGCAGGGAUAUGAAGGUCACCAGGGACCUCAGGGUCCAAUUGGCCCCCCAGGACCAAAAGGUGCAAAGGGUGAACCAGGGGAUGAUGGGAAGAUUGAAGGCCCUGCUGGUCCUCCAGGUGACAUCGGCCCUGUUGGUCCAAGAGGAGUCAGAGGAGAACCUGGUGACCCUGGCUACCCAGGUCAGCAAGGUGUGGAUGGAGAAAGGGGCAAACCUGGAGCUCCUGGAUUGCCUGGAAACCCUGGUCCAAGAGGAAUUCCAGGACCCAAAGGCUCCAAAGGCGAUCAAGGCCCAAAAGGCAAAAAGGGUGCUCAACGCGAACCUGGCAGCAGAGGGUCUCCUGGUCCUGUUGGUCCCCCUGGUCCCAGAGGGGUCGUCGGGCGAGAGGGACCUGAGGGAAGUCCUGGCAUUGAUGGAACUCCUGGAAAAGAUGGGCAUAAAGGAAUGCCAGGGGAGCAGGGAAGUGAUGGAGAAAUGGGUUUAACUGGAAAGCCAGGUCCACGUGGCCAAACAGGGCAACCUGGCUUACAAGGGAGUCAAGGUUCCUUUGGACCAAAGGGUGACAGAGGCUUACCAGGUGAGAUUGGACCUAUUGGGAAACGUGGAAUCCCUGGAACUAUGGGGAUGCAAGGGAAACAAGGCAGCCAAGGAGUUAAAGGUCAACCUGGCGAUCCUGGUGAUAUGGGAUUAUCUGGACCUCUUGGAAACUUUGGACCUAAGGGUCCACCUGGUGAUGUUGGUCCUGCUGGUAUCCAGGGACCACGAGGACCCCAAGGUUUGAUGGGAUCGAGAGGUGCCAUUGGACCAAUCGGGAUCAUUGGACCCAGCGGUUAUUCAGGACCUCAAGGGGAUAAAGGAAGUCGAGGGGAACUGGGUGUACCAGGACCAAGGGGCCCUCCAGGUCCUCGUGGACCACCGGGACCCCCAGGUCCUCCUGUUUCUUCGCUGUCUCUUAAGCCUGAGGCACUUGAUUCUGCUUUUCAAGUCAUAUUUGAGUCGUACUCUGCACUGAGGUCUGAGACAUACUCAGACAUAGACCUCCCCAUGCUGGACCAGGGAACCGAGAUCUUUAAGACCCUUCACUACCUCAGUAACCUGAUCUACAGCAUCAAGAACCCACUGGGAACGCAGGAGAACCCAGCCAGGAUAUGCCGGGACCUGCUGGACUGUGAGCACAGAGUGAACGAUGGCACUUAUUGGAUUGACCCAAACUUGGGCUGCUCCUCUGACAAAAUUGAAGUCACCUGUAAUUUCACAGGCGGAGGUCAGACCUGCCUGAGGCCACUCACUACAUCCAAGUUGGAGAUGGGUGUAGGAGUGAUCCAGAUGAACUUCAUUCACCUGCUGAGCUCAGAGGCAGUGCAGCUUCUCACCAUCCACUGCUUGAACAUUUCUGUGUGGGCAGAAGAGGCAUCCAGACCUCCAUCCAACAAUGCUGUGAGCUUCAAGGCCUGGAAUGGAGAGAUAAUCGAGGCUCGAGGACUCAUUCAGCCUGAACUGCUAAAGGAUGAAUGCUGGAUGGCAGACGGUCGGUGGCAUCAGACCCAGUUCCUUUUCCAGACACAGGAGCCCAACCUGUUGCCUAUAGUCGAUGUGCUGAACCUCCCAAACAAAAAACCAGGCUUUAAUUAUCACCUGGAGGUGGGACCUGUGUGCUUCAUAUAGAGCACAGAAGGAAAGAACAGAGAGGUGUCGUGCUAUAGCUUGGCGCUCUGAGAUUUUUGGGCUCCCACUGCACAGACCUGGACUGCAGACUCAGCAUGGAGGAAAAUGAGAUCCAGAGCAUCUUGAAAGUAAACAAGACUUCUCAAGCUGGAGGCUUAAUGAACAAAAAGCUCUUUUUUAAAGGACUACUUUCUCUUUCCAGCUGUUUUUCAAAGAAGAUUUUAAGAAACUUUGAGCACUCGGUCUCAAACUGCCAAAAGAGUUAAUUUAUUCACACAUUUGUGCUUUCCUGUUACAGAUGGGUGCCGAAUUGGAAGUUCAACACGUAUUUACAUUUACAGUACUUAU